AUUCACCCCACAACAACCCCCCAACAGUAUUUUUAUGCUGAAUAAUUUUUUUUUUUAUUUUUUAUGUAAGGAAAUAAAACCUUUCAUUAUUAGUUUGUUCACUACUUUAAUGGAUUUUAGUUUGUCUUUUUAAGAAAAAUAGGAAAAGAAUUAAAGUUUUUUAAAAAAAGAGAAAAAAAAAAAGAGAAAUAAGAGGAAGAGACGAGAUAGAGAGAGAGAGAGAGACCGAGGUGGGAUGGAAGAGGAAGCGUCGACCGCAUCGGCGUCGGCGGAGCCGCUGCUGCGGCCGAGCCGAGGCUCGCCGGAGCAGGCGGCGCGGCCGAGCCGGCUGGCGGCGAUCGUGGGCGGGGCGGCGGGGCGGCGCGGCCCCUCGAUGCUGGUGCGCGAGGCGGCGGCGCUCCAGCUGGAGGAACGCCGCGCCGAGUGGGCCUACUCCCGCGUCGUCGUCACGCUCGACGUCGCCUGGAACAUGGCCUUCGCCGUCGCCGCCGCCGCCGUGCUCGCCGUCACCGUGCGCGAGCGCCCCACCACCCCGCUCCGCAUCUGGAUCGCCGGGUACGCGCUCCAGUGCGCGAUCCACGUCGCGCUCGUCUUGGCCGAGUAUCGCCGGAGGAGGACCGCGACGGAGCGGCGCAGGUUGGAGGAGGGCGGCGGCGUCGCCGGCGGUAGGGCUGGGGAGGGGUCGGGGGCGGCGGAGGGAGAGAACAGCGGGGAGGAUGAGGAGGAAGAGGCGGGAGCAGCGGGCGCGCGAAGGAGCAGUUUCUCCAAACGAUGUGAAUCUAUUAAUACCAUGGCAUCCAUUCUGUGGUGGCUAAUUGGUUUUUAUUGGGUUGUCUCUGGUGGUGAAGCACUGGUGCAAAAUGCUCCAAGACUCUACUGGUUGACUGUAGUUUUUCUCGCAUUCGAUGUAUGCUUUGCCAUCUUUUGUGUGGCUUUGGCCUGCGUGAUUGGAAUCGCUCUUUGCUGCUGUUUGCCUUGUAUUAUUGCAAUUCUUUAUGCUGUGGUGGGGCAGGAAGGUGCAUCAGAUGCGGACAUAAGCAUUCUCCCGAGAUACAGAUAUGCCGAGCCUUCGGAGAAUGGGCAGAAGACAAGUGAUGAAGGAGUGAUGAUUCCCAUUCCUGACAGCACUGGAACUUCAAGGAGGCAACGCAUUCUGCCACGUGAGGAUGCCGAAUGUUGCAUAUGUCUUACGCCAUAUGAAGAUGGAGUAGAGAUCCAUGCAUUUCCCUGCAACCAUCACUUCCAUUCCACAUGCAUUGUAAAAUGGCUUCGGAUAAAUGCGAUCUGCCCCCUUUGCAAGUAUAAUAUCCUCAAGGGAACUGAUGCAUAAUUAUUGUUCCAGUUCUGCUAUGAACAUAAAAGAACCUCGAAUGUGUUGCAGCUCCUUCAAGAAGCUAUUCGGGGAUCAGUCGCUUGAAAGGUUGUGAAUCUGCGUUCUCUUUGCUUGGUGAGCUGAUGUGCAUCCUCUCCUAUUCGAUUGUGUUACUAGAUAUCGAUGAAUAUUUCGUUCUGGUUUUUGUUGUUAGUGCUGUACAAAUAUGGCUUGGCUUUUCUUUUCAGCAUUUGUUAUUUUUGUAAAAUUCAUACAUUUUAUUGCUUAUAAAGGUUUGAUCUAAAUGAAGGAUUGAAUUGUUCUCUA
This is a messenger RNA of Ananas comosus (pineapple), 1639 nucleotides long. RefSeq names its product E3 ubiquitin protein ligase RIE1-like. Bases 236 to 1330 code for a protein of 364 amino acids. Lineage: Eukaryota; Viridiplantae; Streptophyta; Magnoliopsida; Poales; Bromeliaceae. The record is from RefSeq and is a predicted model, not a curated record. The transcript is spliced from 5 exons.